Messenger RNA from Vigna unguiculata (cowpea), 2185 nucleotides. Lineage: Eukaryota; Viridiplantae; Streptophyta; Magnoliopsida; Fabales; Fabaceae. The record is from RefSeq and is a predicted model, not a curated record.
UGUGGGUGGAUGAAUGCAAACCUUGCUCUCUUAGUUGAUAAAGAAUACGAUGGUCAUGCUCAGCCAAAUUCUGAGAUGGCUGAACAAACCAAAGGUACUGAGACUUGUAUGUCUUGCUUCAUCCGUUGUUGGACUGCUCUGUUAUGCACUCAGUUCCUCUUUCAACCAUUUACUGGGAAACUACUGGAGCUGGUGGAAGAUGCUUCUUUAUGUUGUUUUCAGUUUCAUCAUUUGUUUAGCUGUAUUAUUCGCACCGGCAAGGUCGAGCUCCACCUCUCUCCGGUUGGAAGCUCAUUUGGCAUUUUUGGUUCUAAUAGUCACUUCUGUUUAUUCCUUUUUGUUUGAUAACAUGGUGAAGGGUAAACCGGAUGCAUACAGCCUCAUCUCUUGUGCUGCUUUUGCUAUCAUGUCGCUUGGAUUGUCAAAUCUUACUCAAUUUGGUUUCCAGAUCGACCUGCUAUAUUUCUUCUGUGGAGGUCUAACAGUACAACUGAUGAAGAUCAAAUUGUGGUUAGUCAUUGUUGGAGGGGGUUUCAGUUAUUCCCUCCUCCAGCUUCGAGACUAUCCGCGCGACGCACAAGGGGAGAAUCUUCAGCUCGAGGUCCACAAUCAAAUAGCCAUUCAAGUUGAUGAUUCAGGGAGAUUUAGUAAUACCAGUCAUGAUAUGAUGUCACAACAAGCUAAUGCUGAUGUUGAUAGUACUGUAGACACCCCACCACAAGAUGAAGAUCUUAGAUUCCAAGACCAUAUACUCACUCAAAGCAAUUCAGCUUCACAAGAUGGAAGCGUUGGCUAUGGUCUUAUCAUCGAACAACAACUAAUGAAUUUUAUAAAAGAUCUCGAGAAGGAGAAUCAGAUGCUUGUUCCCAUGGUCUGUAGUUACGUGGAAAAAUACCUUAAAGCCGUGUGUGACUCCAAAGAAGUACCGGACCCUGACAUCAACUUGGUGAUGGAUGCCCUUCCAUCGGAAAUUAUGAGGCGCCUUAAGAAAACCCUCAAGGUGAUGAUGGAUGUAGGUUUUAAGGAGGAAUUGAGCGACGUUUACAGCAAAUGGCGAAGGGAUUUUCUAGAACAAUGUCUGCGGGCACUUGGGUUGCAAUUUGAAACGCCCAACAAUGAGGACUUUGAGAAGUGGUUAAAAACGUGCAAGGCAGCUGGGAAGAUACUUUUUCCCAAUGAAAGGAGACUCUGCGAUUACCUCUUUUCAGGGAUACAUGUCGCUGCCGAUGUUUCCUUCGAGAAGGUUUUCAAGGAACUGAUGAUUGGUCUUGUGAGUUUUGUCGAUACCACCAUAACAACUGGCAGUUAUUCGCCGAAUCUUCUGUCCAACAUCGUCCCUAAAAUGUCGAAGUCAUUGGGCGAGCUGAUACGGGAGUUCACCUCACAGUUGUUGUAUCACAAAUUGUCGUUCAUACCUUAUCUUGACGACGUUCAGCAAAGAUUGGCUAUGGUAAACAGCUUCAGGGAUAUUAUUUACCCUGAUAAUGUGCCGGCACCUGUUACCGACGGAGGGCUUCAUCUAAUUACUAAGGAAGUAAUGAACUACAUCCUUGGAAUUUGUACAAGUACGAAUGAGCUGGCUGGGCGAUCUCAUCGCAUCAGAAAUUCUUCAUUUUUGGUGGUGAUAGGAAGGAUGAUGGAGUUGUUAGUGAGCGAGUUGGAAGCCAAGUCUAAAGACUACUACACUGACCCCGCAUUGGGCUAUGUUUUUAUGAUCAAUAAUCUCAACUACAUAGCACAAAAGAUGCAUGAUUUGAAAUUCUACGAUCAUUGGUUUCGAGAAAAGGUGGGAGAAAACUGCAUCCUCUAUCUAAGAAGGUCAUGGAAUAAGACGUUGGACUUUUUGAAACUUGAGACAAAUGAGUCACUGGAACCUGAUGUGGUAGCGAAGUUAAUGAAAGAUAAGCUCUAUCUGUUCAACCUGCACUUUGAGGAGACAUGCACAAUUCAAUCUACAUGGACUAUCUCUGAUAAACGACUGAGGAAACUAAUAAUAAAAUCCAUAGAAGCUUUUUUAUUGCCAGAAUAUGGAAAAUUUUCUGACAGAUUUCGAUUUGUUUUUGGUAAUCAAGCUUAUCAUUAUAUUAAGUUUGGAAUCGUAGAUAUUCAAAGUUGUCUUAGCCAUUUGUUUCUCUUAGAUGAGAUGACUCUAAAAGACGCGAAAAGUGUACUUGCAAGAAUUUAG